Molecule: messenger RNA, 6572 nt
Organism: Marchantia polymorpha subsp. ruderalis
Lineage: Eukaryota; Viridiplantae; Streptophyta; Marchantiopsida; Marchantiales; Marchantiaceae
Source: the annotation of a GenBank genome assembly
AGACGCCCAUAAUGGAAGCACUCUGUAACGUGUAGCGUCCGAGGAUGGUGCGUGGCUGGCGGGAAGGAGGGAAGGAGGGGAGACUUCAUUGAAUGGCAGUGCAGAAUUCGAAUUCUCAGCUCGGGAAGCACAUUCCGGACAAUUUGAAAUUUGACCUAGGGGAAUUAGUUGCCAUCUUCGUGGCUUCGGUGUCAGCAUCGUAGUUACUUAAGAUAGAUGCAUUGCACUCCGUUCGAGUUUGGGUACGAUUUGAACCUCCGCGUUCGGAAGGAGAGGGAUGUCGACCUUGUGCUCUGAGGUCCGAGGUUUCUGUUUGUCACGAGUGAUUUGGAGGUAAUCAGAUUCGUGGAUCGAAGCACGUGGGUAUGGAAUCGGGGUCAUGCAUCUCCAAUCCUCUCCUCCGUACGCACAUUGGAAGCGGAUCAAGAGCUGGAGCAGUGAGCGAGACGACUUAGACGGUUAUCGCAGGAUGCUCGAAGGUCGAGAAGACUGGAUUUGCGAAGGUGAAUCACUUCAGUCCUUACGUGCGUGACUGAGACUUUAAUAACGUGAAGGCAAGGGUGUCAAGGAGCCAGAGUGCAAAUACAAGGGUUGUCACAACGGUGUCAAGCGCAAGCUCGGAAUGAGACUAUAUGCAUUUAUUCCGCCUCCUUGGUCAUCGCUUUCGGGGAAGGUCUGUAGUCGUGAAGCAGGUCGGAGAAUGAAAUUUUCAGGUGCUACAAUCCACUUCGAAGUGGGGGUUGUUUCCUUGAAUCUUCAUCGAUAUGCAAUAUCGACUACAUCGGAUCACAGGAUUUGACCAAUAGGUCGUCUCACUGUCAACAGUUUUGUUGAGUUCUUUAUGGUAUGGAUUGCUUAGGGGUAGAAGUGCAAAUUCCGGAUACCAAAAGAGCAAAGCGUGAAAAAAAGCUUUCUAUAUCCAUGUCUAAUAAAAUACUGGAUAGAAAGCAAACUGUUGAUUUAGUGAAGAAGGUGGCAGCCGAAAAUGGCGGCCGGGAUUGUACUAAAUCUGGCUUUCUGCUCGAAAGCCAGUUGCCCGAGAAUGCUCUAUCGCCACAGCCAGUUUCAUCACCUCCUAAGAGAAGCCUACAGCUAAAGGCCCCAUCUCCAAUCAAGCAGCCUGCUGGUCAAAGACGGCGGAAACCCCAGGAUAAGAAGGUUUUAAUAGAGAAUGGAAGUAUCCAUGGUGUUUCGGAACCUUCAAAACAAGCUGCGUGUGAAAAUUUUUUUCUGCCAGCUUCAAAGAAACGUAAACUACAGAAAAGUAUACCGGUUGAGGAGAAUGACUUCGUGGUCACGAAUCAAGGCAUCAAACGCCGAAUUGAGGAGGUUCCAUCUGCUGGUUCUAUAAGUGUGACAGAUGUGGCAACAGAGAUCUUUCCCAACAGGGACGAAGCUUGUGGGCUGUUCCAACAACCUCUUGAAGGAAAGAGAGUUUCUUCUAAAUUACUCUGUACUUCAACCCAGAUAUCAGAAAUUGGUUUACGUGCGAAAGCGGCAUUGGAUGCCAAGGAAAAUGCUCUCCGAAGUGCUGGUAAACCUAUACAUCCAAUAUUUUUAAAGGCAAAGGCGUCAACCACUAAGGUUGCAAUUUCAUCCAGCGACGCGGGAGUUUUGGAACCUUGUCCCCCUAUACACGUGACUCAAUGGUUAGAGGAUGAGAGGACACAAACAAACUGGGAAGAUUCAGCUUCCCCACCUACUUCGCCAAUUCAGCGUUGUAAGGAGGAGGAACUGAUUAUUAGUCUUGUGCAAAGUGGAUAUAAACUCCAGGAUCAUCUUCUCAUAUCCAAACCAAGAAGUUUAAAUCAAGAUAAUGCAUCAAGGCUGCAGAAAGACUUGGGCACAUCUACCUUACAUACAACAUCUGGUGUUAGUUAUGUUAAUACUUGCCCGAUUUUAUCUCGUGAACAAAGUCUUCAAGAUCUUCAGGAGUACUUGCAACAUAGCUCCAAACCAGAAAGAAAGUUUGCCGGGGCCUGCGUCAAACCUUUUUCCUGUGAUAUUACUAGUAGUAACUCAGUGGACAUAUUAAAAGACAGGUUGUCUUGGUAUGAUGCUCGCCACAAUUCCCUUCAUUCUGACAAGGACAAAGGAGCCUUUGGUUCACAAAAGAACAUGUUGUGGACUGACCUCUAUCAACCUAAAGCAUCGAAAGAGGUUUGUGGUAAUUUCACUGGAGUUGAGUUGUUGAAUACCUGGUUGCAUAGCUGGAGAGAGAAGAUGACGGGACAAGUUAACUGUCCCGACCUUUCUCAGAAAAAGGGUUCCACCAGAAAUCAUGAUUUGGACGAUGAUAGAGGUUGGUUCGAAGAUGAAAGUGAAACCGAGACUGAUCCUGAUGAGGAGAGCGGUCUCUGUAGCACUUUACUUGUCACUGGUCCAACUGGGUGUGGAAAGUCUGCUGCUAUAUAUGCUUGUGCCGCAGAGCAGGGUUUGACUGUCAUUGAGGUCAAUGGUUCUUGUUGUCGAAGUGGAGCGUCUAUUCUGCAGAAGUUUGGAAGAGGAGGGUUGGAAUCACAAGCAAUGGGGAAAUGGUCUAGUGUUGAAGAUCAAACCUCUCCUCUCAAUGAAAGUAGUGGGAAGGAGGCUAAUAAUAGUCAAAAAAUGUCAAACCACGUCGGAAAAGCUUCUCCACAAGGUCCACGCAAGGGCAAGAGAGAAGGCAAGACGCGUGGUAAGGCUGCCGGCAAGAACGUUAGACAUCCUGUUGGCACGUCUUCAAUCGGUAGGAAGUUAUUUGAAAACUGUAUCCCGAAUGGGAUGGAAGAGAAUUUAGGAAUGGGUAUUGAGGAACCGGAGACUGGUAGCGCGCAGAAGAAGAAAAUGACGGUCAUUCUCUUCGAAGAUGUCGAUGUGCAAUUUGAGGAGGACAGAGGUUUCUUGACUGCGUUGGUCCAGCUUGCCAAAAAGACGAAGCGACCUAUGAUUUUCACCAGUACUUCACGUCAGCCUGGUUUGCCUCAAAUCUUGGAGAAAACCAGAAUCGACUUCUUUUAUCCAGCUCCAGAGGAGUUGACGGUUCAUGCUUCCAUGGUGUGUAUUGCAGAGGGUGUUGCGUGCUCUCCUUGGAUGGUCGAUCGAUUAGUCGGAUCCUGUCAUAAUGACAUACGGAAGGUCAUGAUGGCACUCCAGUUUUGGAAACAAGACGAUUGUCCUUCACCCAAAUCAUCUUUGCAAAGGAAUAUGAGGGCCUCAGAAAGUUCUUUCGACAAUUUUGAAGACCCUAGAGUCAGAUCUGUGGGUGAAGGCCGGGAGGGAACAAGGAGAAAUCUCAGUCUUUCUCGUCCCUUCUCUUCCGGAAUUUUAAACUUGAAUGAAAAAGUCGCCCCUGUUCUCUCUGAAACCAAUGCGUUCAGACAGUGGGAUGCAGAUGCUAGGUACCUGUUCGAACUUGAUAUUCACCACAUCGUACUUCCAGAAUUGUUCACCAGCAAUUUUCCAUGUCUGUUAUCUCUGGAGGUUGCCGGAAAGAUCAACUCAGCAGUCAGCGAACUUGAGAAGCUGGAAACCAUGGCUGCGGUAAAGGAUGCAAAAGAACAGGGUUUGGUUAUACAGGCUAAGCUCGAUGCUGCUGAGGCUGAACGAAAGGCUUUGAGGAGAGCCAAGGAUGCUCUGCGAAGAGCGUCUCGAAUGAAGGCAGAAGUGGUGGACGGCGAGGGUCCUGUAUUGGCGAAGGCUGAAUCUGAUGAGAACAAGUUCAGACUUUCUGAAAGCCCUGUCAAGAAUAUAAGAGAGGCUCGAGCUCUGGCCCGAACAUGUUCACCUUUGAAAUUGAAGCCAAAACGCGCACUUCUCCUGUACAAUUCGGACGACGAUGAGGAGGGACCAGAAGCACAGGUUCAAGACGAUAGUUGUCUUUCUUGUAUAUCAAAUCUUUUCAGUGGUGGAACACCCGUGACCGAAUUGCAUGGUAACCAGGCAGCCCCUGCGAACGUGGGGAUCAGUGAUGACUUGGAAGACAAAGACGUCGUGCUCGAUCCUAGUUUUGAAUCUGUUUCUCCAGUGAUAAGAAAGAGGAUUUUGCAAGACCUUGAAGACGGUGUAUCACGUUCGACAAUGUUAAGGACGGAAAUCAACCUCAAUAUUGAGAUUGAUAGUGAGGAGGUGAACGUGGUGACGGGUUCUUGCCCCGACGAGGUUGAACGUUUGUCUCCUCUUUGUCAAAUCUCAUCAACAGCCACAAUUUCUGAGACUGCCAGUCGUGAGAAUAUUGGUUUAGACAGGCGCCAUUCAGUUACAGGGUCUACCCGGAGAGAUGUGGAUCUGGUUUUGGAUGUAGACCAUGUAGGUAAUCCAAUUGUGGGCGUACUGACUAAGAUUGUGGACGCGAGCCAGCCAGAAGUUUUAGUCGAAAAGACAAAGCCAACGGCAGAAAACAUUGUCUUCGAUGUUGACUUGAACCUAGUACCUUGUGUUGUAGACAAUGAGGUUGUAGAGUAUGAAGCUGUUAAUAAUGAUGUGAAUAUAAAUUAUUCUGAUGGCGGACAGAAACGGCAUGCCGGAAAUGCCGUCACAGGCAGUGAUGUCGAUCCCAAGGCAAUUGGAGCCUAUAGAGAAGAUCGCAGUAGAAGUUGUGAUGUAGAAAAUGUCAUGCCCGUGGCUAAGUCAAGAGGAUUUGAUGUAGAAAGGUCGGUUUCACCCUUUAUUGAAUCUGGAAUUAAGCUUUCGGAUCAGUUAGAAGCAGGUGAAGAGGUGAGAUGUAGGUAUAUAAACCCUGUCGAAGAAGCUUGGAGAACCAUGCGGGAUGACCGACAAGCUCUCCGUGAUCGGUUGGGCCCUAUCCAACCGAAUAUUAAUAUUACUGAUGCCCUUGCCACAGUAUUGGAUGUCAUUUCAGCCUCUCAAACGAUCUCAAUUGUUUCGUCAGAAUCAUGGAAAAACGCUAGGACCAACUUCAAAGACACAUUGAAUGGGUUGGUGGAAGGCAACAUUGGACACUGCUGUUUAUGGGAAUGUGGUCAAGAAAUUGCCUCCCAGUUUGUAAGGGCAGGUCUGCAAAAACUCUCCACUUCUCUAUUGGUUUCUCCGCCUCGUGAAGCUAGAAUUCCCGUGGUCUUAGGGAUAUUAUCAGCUGCUAAAGACGUCCCCGCCGUUGGCAAAUGCAUGGUAACCUGUAACGACAUGAAAAGCAUGUACAACUCUGCGAAUCUGUUGAAGGUUAUCGACAGUACUUACUCGAAGGAGGAGACUGCAAGGCAUUUGAAAAGGCAGGAGAGGUUAGAAGAAAUUAUUACGACGCGCUUGCUUCCACGGGGAAGAAUGACAGGAAGCAGCCGUUUAGAAUACUCUGCUUACCUGGCUAGGAUGAGCCAGUCUGAAGAGCAGCGUCGGACUCAAACCUUCAGUGAAAGCAGAAGAUCACGAAGAUUUCAACAUCACCUUAAUCCGAGGAUGUCAGACGCGGAUAUUGCCGAAAUCUCCUUACUAUGUAAAUUUGGAAAGGCCUGAUUAUCCUACGUUUGAUUGGGGAUUGAUUCAGUGGAAUUCACAAAUUCCCUUACAGAAUGUUAAAAAUAUACAGAAAAAUUGAGAUACACUUCAACUGUAGAAAUAUUGAUUGGCCAGCCUGACACGGAUAACUGGAUCUCGUCAUGAAUGUGGACUUGUUGGUGACAGUUCUGUCAGCAACGGGGGAAAUUAACCCCUCCAGCACCAUUACAAUUUUUCAGUAAAAGUCAGAAUUUGCAAUGCAAGUUUUCGUGGCCUGUUCGUUAGUGAAUGUAAAGUAAAUCGUACACCAAGAGCAGAGACCACAGUUUAAACAGUAAAGCACUCAAGAAGAUAUCACCAAAGACAUGAAUGUGCAAGUCAGAACGGGAGGCUGCAGAUACAUGUACAGAGAAGUCAAUCGAUGCGGCAGUACAUGGUCAAGGGCCCCACUAAGUACCUGGGUGUUGAAGGAAAACUAGACUGCAGAUCUAGAAGCAGCUGUGGCAGCAACAAUGCAGUUGCCAAAUGAAUCUCUACAGAAGAGCUUCUCAAGGAAUCUCACCACUGGAACUUUCCAGCUUUCGUCUCAAGAACUCCACAGUUGGCAACUGUCCGCUUGAUCAAGUUAAUGAGACUAGUUUGUUCCUUGAAAGCAAACGAUAUUCCACAGUACCCACAUUGCAACUCGAGACUGCGAUGACUGUACAGGUUUGGAAAGGGAGCUCCAUCGAACCCCACAAGAGAGCAGAACUGUGGAAAGAGAUUUCUGCCAGGACCAGCAGACUCAAACUCAGCAACGACCAACAUAUAGCAACAUGCCUGCUGUGAGUCCAUCCCAGGGAGGUGCAAACACAGUGACACCGAUCGUCAGCCGCAGAAACAGACCACAAGUAUGAAGUCAGAUUCGGGGCCGUGACAGUGUAGAGCAUCAUCACAAGGGCGCUCUCGAUAGCAUCCCCUUUCCCGAUGUGGCCCCCACAAACACUCCCACUCUAUUGAAAACUUGAGCAUUUGUAGACAACGGUUACAAUAAGAGAAUAAAAUGGUUGCAAAUAUGGUGAUUAUAUCUUUUAGAUAUGACAGAUUUCCAAUGUUUUCAGUUUUAGGCCGGUAGAUAUUUCAUAUAAUUUUAUUAUAUC